Molecule: messenger RNA, 5181 nt
Organism: Boleophthalmus pectinirostris (great blue-spotted mudskipper)
Lineage: Eukaryota; Metazoa; Chordata; Actinopteri; Gobiiformes; Gobiidae
Gene: med25
Product: mediator complex subunit 25
Exons: 20
Coding region: 134-2341 (735 amino acids)
Biological process (GO): positive regulation of transcription by RNA polymerase II
Cellular component (GO): transcription regulator complex; mediator complex
Source: RefSeq, a predicted model, not a curated record
CUUCCGUAAUAAUAAAACAAAUGUUAGCUUAUGAUGCUCUGACCAUCUGCGUUUUUGGAGCUAAAAUCGUUCAUUUUAAUUAAAUUUGAAUAAACAUUUUUUAUUCGGGAGCGGGCCGAGGACUAUCGGGGCGAUGGUGGCCGGUGCCAUGGAGCCGGCGGUGAAGCCCGGGUCUAGUCAGGUCGCUGAUGUCGUGUUUGUGAUUGAGGGAACAGCGAAUCUCGGGCCGUACUUCGAGUCGCUCAUGAAGAACUACAUCCUCCCCGCCAUCGAGUAUUUCAAUGGUGGGCCUCCUGCAGAAACAGAUUUUGGUGGAGAUUACGGUGGGACACAGUAUGGCCUGGUGGUCUUCAACACCGUGGACUGUGCUCCAGAGUCUUACGUCCAGUGUCACGCUCCGACCAGCUCCGCCUUCGAGUUUGUCUCAUGGAUCAAGAGCAUCCAGUUCAUGGGAGGAGGAGCAGAGAGCUGCAGUCUGAUCGCAGAGGGCCUGUCUGUCGCUCUGCAGCUGUUUGACGACUUUAAGAAGAUGAGAGAGCAGAUAGGUCAGACUCACAAAGUUUGCGUGCUUUUGUGUAACUCUCCUCCGUAUCUGCUCCCGGCCGUGGAGAGCGUCAGUUACACCGGACACACUGCGGACAGCCUCGUCAAGAUCAUUAGAGAUAAAGGGAUCCAUUUUUCUGUGGUGGCCCCCAGGAAGCUGCCAGCUCUGAGGGCGCUGUUUGACCGAGCGUCUCCAGUGGGGGGCGCAGUGGAGCCUCUUCAGGACUACAGCCAGGAGGUCUUCCACAUGGUGCUGGUCAGAGGCAUCUCACUGCCAGUUUCCUCUGUGGGUGGAUCAGGAGGCCACAAACCUGUGCAGCCUCCACAGCCUCUGCCCGUCCAGUCCAUGGGAACAGCCCCUCAGGCCCCUUCACACAUGGGCUCCAACCACCCCUACCAGAACGCUCACAUGGCCGCACAGAUGGUGGUGGAAGUUGCAACCAACCAGAAGCGCUUUCAGAGCUCUCCUUUCGGGAACCAGCCCUCCAUCUCGAGCGUGAAGCUAAACCAGCCCAGCAUCUCCACGGUAACCACGGGCCCCUCCUCCAUGAUGUCACAGGCCCAGGUGCAACCGAACCAGCAGCCGCAGAUCCCGCCCCAAGGACAGUCUGUGGCCAAUCAGCAGCAAGCUCCUCCACAACAGCAGCAGCAGGCGCCAAACCAGGCCGCCACCGCCGCGGGGCAGCCCAACAUGUCUGGAGUUUCUGGAGCUCAGGGAAAUGCCAACGCAAUCGGACAGCCCCAAGGACCCAACAAAGUGGUGGCCUGGACCGGAGUCCUGGAGUGGCAAGAGAAACCCAAAGCCACGACCAUGGACCAGAACACCAAACUGACCCGUUCUCUCCCGUGUCAAGUCCACGUCAACCAGGGAGAAAACCUGAACACGGAGCAGUGGCCACAGAAGCUCAUAAUGCAGCUCAUCCCACAGGCUUUACUGACGACUCUGGGUCCUCUAUUCAGAAACUCGAGGAUGGUGCAGUUUCUUUUCACCCACAAAGACAUGGAGUCCCUCAAAGGCCUGUACCGCAUCAUGGGCAACGGAUUUGCGGGCUGCGUGCACUUCCCCCACACCACGUCGCCGUGCGAGGUGAGGGUCCUGAUGCUGCUCUACUCGUCCAAAAAGAGGAUCUUCAUGGGCCUCAUCCCCAACGACCAGAGCGGCUUCGUCAACGGCAUCCGCCAAGUCAUCACCAACCACAAGCAGGUCCAGCAGCACCGCGCGCAGCAGAUGGGAGCCGGUGGGGGUCCCAUGCAGCCGGGACAGGUGCCUCAGACACAGAACUUCAUGAACCGAGCUCCAGGACCCGGGAUCCCUGUCUCCCACGGCAACGUCCAGCAACAGUCUGUGGUGGUGGGGAUGCCCAGUGUGAGUCAGGUGGCUCUGAUGGAGGAGCAGCAGAGGCAAAACAACAUGAUGGCAAUGCGAGCAGCGGGACCAGCCAAUCAGCAGCCUCCGGUCAGUGGAGCCCCGCCCACUCAGGGAGGCCAGGCCCAAUCACAGGGACAGAUUCUGCGCCUGGCAAACCCGGGAGCCAAUCCACAGCUGCGCAGCCUCCUGCUCAGCCAACAGCAGCCGCAGCCCGGUAUGUCCCACAUGUCCGGUAUGAUGUCCCACCAGGGCAUGGGGCAGCAGAUGGUCCACCCCACGCCAGGAGGGGGCGCUCAGAUGCAGGGCCAGUGGAGGCAGCCUUUAGGAGGUCAGAUGAUGAUGUCUGGGCAGAGAGGAGCCGUGCCUCAGCCCGGGAUGCCUCAGGUCUCCAGCGUGAUGGAGGAUGAGAUUCUGAUGGACCUCAUUUAAACACAAACACUGUCUUCAUCUGUGGAUCAGAGCCGAGGCAGGAAACAGGAAACAGGAAACAGGAGCGGGACAGGGUGGAAACUCAAGAUUAUGGACGAUAAAAGUUGCAUUUUUUUCUUAUUUUUCAACUGGCUUUCUUGCAAAUGAAGUGUGAACUAAAGCAGUAUUAUGUAACUUUUCUGGUGGAGGAGGGUCCAUUACCUCCUUUGCCUCAUGGAGAUGUUAUUACUGUGUCUGGAAUGUCCCACAGUAUGGCAUUAAACUCACCCAAUUUGCAUUUAUUCAACUACAGUGUUGUUAUAGCUCAAUAAAUUAGAAAACAUCUAUUCUUACUCGCCUUUCCACAGAACUCACCUGCUUGUUUCCAUGGAGACGUUGCUUUUUUACUUGUGUAUCUCCAUGGAAACGAGUAAGCGAGGCCACCAUGUUCAUUUACAUGUCAGAUCUGUAGAGAGGCGAGCCAACUCACGGUAAAAAUUGCGUUUUUAACUGGCAUUUUUUAAGCAAUAAAAACACCUCUAGUUGAAUAAACGCAACAUGGUUUUAAUGCUGUAGUGUGGAACAUUUCAUGCAAAGCUAUAUCAAAAAUGUGGUGAACGCUCAACCAGAAAAGCUGCACGGUGUAGCUUUAAUACGGCUGACUUUGUAUUCCCACAGCAGCAGAACGGAGAAGCGAUUAUUUUGUAUAGAAGCUCGCAGAAAUACAUUCACAUCAUGUUUCACACUCCCUGUUUUGAUUUAAUUGUUGUAAAUACUUUGAAAUGUCUCUCGUUAUUAUUCCACUCCUGUUUCCCGUCUCAGUUUGGACACGUACCUGCUCCGAUUCCGCCGUUUUGGGCUUUUUUUUCUUUUUCUUUUUUCUUUUUUUUUUUUUUUUUUGUGCUGUUUCUUUCCAAUUUCUUGCUGCUGAAAUGUUGGCCAUAAUUAAGAAACAAAUCAUGCGCGAGGCCGGUUCUGCUGGAGUUAAUUGGGAGCAGACUGUCCCAGCGUCUCUACACACCGGAUUAUUAUGGUACACUUUUGCUGAGACUGUAAACGCCGAUGGACCAAAACAAUACGACCACUGACGAGUCAAUAAUGCAGAUUUUCUACUCGUAAAGAUAACCCAGUUUGAGUCUUUAUUUAUUUUAUCUUUUGAAUUACUACACAAAAAUUGGUUAAAGGUGCGUCCGUCAAAAGCUUUGUCUGGAAUGUUUCACAGUAUGGCAUUAUUAUGUCGUCAUGGAGACCAAACCAGACCAAGUUACAGCUCAGAUCUGUGGAGAGGCCCCACCGCUCAAAGUCAGAAUCCAUGUUUUUCGUAAGAAUAUUUGAGCUAUAAAAGCACCUGUAAUUGAAUAAAUGUAAUGUAGAGCUGUUUAAUGUAACACUGUGGAACAUUCCAGGCAAAGCAAUGGCGUAUCCAUAGAAACAAGCAGGUGACGAUACCCUGAUGCAUCAACGUGAAGUAAAGAAAAAGCGUCGUGAGUUUUUGUUAUAAUUUUAGGUCUAAUUUAAGCUUUGUCUGUCAAUUCUGUUUUUUUUUACUCUUUAAAGGUGCAUUAUGUAACUUUUUGGUCGGGGAUAUGUCACUGCUCUGCCUGGAAUGUUCCACAGUAUGACAUUAAACAGCUCUACUUUACAUUUGUUCAAUUACAGCCGGUUUUGUCGCUCAAAAAUACCCGGAAAAACAGGCAUUCUGACUGUGAGCGGGGUCGCCUCUCCACAGAUCUGGCUUGUAACUUGUAGGGGUGUAACAGUAACCAAAAUAUUGCGAUAUCGAAUCGUCAAAAGGCUUUCAAUAAUCAUCGUGGGCCAUCACAAUAUAUCGAAUCACAAGUUUCUUUGCUUAAAUGAAGAGUUAUGGUGCAGCAAUAGCUAAAAAGCAGAGGGGACUACAUAGACCAUGAUCCUUUGCUGCGUUUUGGUGCAAACUACAUAAAGAAAUAACAGUUCUAAGCAAUUUUAAGUCUUAGUUUUUUGGAUUAAGUCUUGUCAAGGCAGUUUAAGAGGAAAAAGUAGCAUAUUCAGUUUUUUUAGCCUCCACAAAAUAUUACAAUAAAUACCGUACGGUGAGAUUUAUAUCGUGAAAAUAUCGUACGGUGAGAUUUGGAUAUCGUUACAUCCUUAGUAACUUUGUGUGGUUUGGUCUCCGUGAAGAUAGAAAGGUUUAAUGCCAUACUGUGAAACAUUCCAGACCAAGCAAUAACAUCUCCUUGAAGAAAAGCAUUUCACGAACUCUCCACCAGAAAAGUUACACCUUUAAUGCACCUUUUAAAGCGGGUUGCCAUGGUUACCAAGUCCCGCCCCCGAACAACAUGCUUCCAAAGUUUUUAGAGCGUCCCACGAAAUAUGUUGUGUUCAUGUUUGAAUCUGAUUAUGUCAUAAUUUCAUUUGUGUAACUCUGUGGGAGAUGAUACUUUUUUGGUUUAAAUUAUCUCAAGUUACUUCAUCCAUCUACAUUACUGGCCCGGUUUUGAAUGACACGGCGACUCAUUUCAAGCCAAAUUAUUUACAAUUUGGUGUGAAAAUCGCACUCACUCCAUGGCAGAUUUAUUUUAUUUCAAGCUUAAAUGAACACAAAUGCCACAAAAAGUGAAAAUAAUCAGGUCAUUUAAAAAAGUAAAUCCACCCUGAGAAUCUUAAGUUAAAAUCAUCUGAAUCCAGGUCAUUAUACUACUUUUUUUUGCAAUGAAGGAACAGUUUUAACAUGUUUUAGUUCUUUUACAGUCUGUAUUAAACAAGUGGUCUUGUUGUUUUGCUUGAUUGUCAUGCUAUAAAAGUUUGAAUUAUUCCCAUAUUUUUUAGUUUUUGUUAUUUUCUUACGAUGAUGUACAAAUAAAAUGAUGUAGUAAUGUUGA